AUGCUUAUGAAUCUGAAAACACUUGAUUGGGAUGAAUCAACUUUGAAAACAUUAAAGAUCCCUAAAGCCAUUCUACCAAAAAUUGUAAGCAAUGCCGAGGUAAUCGGUCACAUAGGAAAGGAAUGGGUGAUUCCCGGAAUCCCUAUUUCCGGUUGUUUAGGCGAUCAACAUGCAGCAAUGUUGGGUCAAUCUUGUAGGAAAGGAGAGGCAAAAAGCACUUAUGGGACAGGUGCUUUUAUACUUCUUAACACAGGUGAAGAAGUGAUUCCAUCAAAACAUGGUUUGUUAACCACUUUAGCUUUCAAACUUGGGAAAGAUGCCCCUGCAAACUAUGCUCUAGAGGGCUCAAUUGCAAUUGCUGGAGCAGCUGUUCAAUGGCUGAGGGACAGUCUUGGAAUUAUACGUUCCGCUAGUGAAAUUGAGGAGUUGGCUUCACAGGUUGAGUCAACCGGUGGGGUCUACUUUGUUCCAGCUUUCAAUGGGCUUUUUGCACCAUGGUGGCGUGAUGAUGCACGUGGUGUUUGUAUUGGGAUCACAAGGUUUACAAACAAGUCUCAUAUUGCUAGAGCUGUUCUUGAAAGUAUGUGUUUUCAGGUGAAAGAUGUGUUGGAUUCAAUGCAUAAAGAUGCUGGUGAGAAAGGUGAAACGAAAAACGAAAAGGGACAGUUUUUACUUAGGGUGGAUGGAGGGGCUACUGUGAAUAAUACUCUUAUGCAGAUUCAGGCGGAUUUAUUGGUAGCCCAGUGGUGA
Messenger RNA from Lactuca virosa, 750 nucleotides. The record is from the annotation of a GenBank genome assembly. NCBI's taxonomy places the organism in Eukaryota, Viridiplantae, Streptophyta, Magnoliopsida, Asterales, Asteraceae.